AUGAUGCUCUACGAUGCGCUAGCCCAAGAAGAUGCAGAGCAGAUGUACGAGGCUUGGAAGAAAAGACUUGACGCUGCACAGAAGGACAUUGUUGACUUCGUCAUCAAAGAAGUUGGAAGUGAUGUUGUGGGAGAGUUUGGUGGCUAUCUCGAAGAAGGGUCCUACAACAUCUGCCUGGUCGUCAAACUCAACGCAAAGCCUACAUAUGUCAUACGCUUUCCCCAGCCAGGAACAACAGCUGCAUGUUUCUUGGAUGAGAAAGUUCGGAACGAAGUCCAAGUCAUGGACUUGCUGCGCGAAACCACGAUCCCUAUACCGAAAGUAUACAGUUGGGGUCUGACUAGCGAUAGCCCGUCACAGCUUGGCCCGUAUGUCAUAAUGGAGUAUGUUAAAGGCAAACCAUUGAUCGAAGAGUUACGAAGACCUACAAAAACCGAUGACGGUGUCGAGAUGGAACUCUGGAAAAACUUGGGCAACCCAAGAGUUCUUCAUGCCUACAGCCAAAUAGCCGACUACCUGCUGCAAAUACAUCAGCUGGAUUUCAAUGCUGCCGGUGGUUUAAGAAUGAGCAGUUCAGACCAGUGGGUUGCUAGCGAGCGACCUGUCACCGAUAACAUGAACAUUUUAGCAAGGAACAUUCUGAAUUACCCAACCGAGUACUUCCCUACUACAAGCAUCUCAUCUCCAAAGGCCUACUUUGAGCAGCUCGCCGAUCAACACCUAGCUCAUCUUCACACCCAAAGAAACGCCGUGGAGAACCGUGAAGACGCUAGAAGAUGUUUCAUCGCUCGCCAUCGCCUCAAGCAAUCGAUCGACCAAUACCUGUUAACCGACACCGAAACAAGCCCCUUAAAGUUAUAUUGCUGGGACCUUCGCCCGUCUAAUAUCCUCGUAGACGACGAUCUGAACGUCAAAGCUGUCCUGGACUUCGAAUUCUGUAACGCACUGCCCGCGCAAUUCGCCCAUGACCCGCCCUGGUGGCUUACUAUCUUGCGACCGACCACGUGGAUCGACAAUGACUUCCAUUUUGGUGCCCUGAAAGACAGACUUGAGCCUCACAUCGAACAGUUCCUGCAGGUUAUGGAGAAGAAAGAGAAAGAGAUGAGGGGAACUGUAGCACCGCUGUCCGCUCGCAUGCGCGACUCGUGGACUUCCAACAGAUUUUGGUUCAACCUCGCUAUGAGUGACAGCUGGAGUAUUGAUGCUGUCUAUUGGGCUGCGCUGCACAAGCCGGGUAAUGAGGUACUAGACGAUGCCUUGAAGGCCGAGAUGGAAGUAUUUGUGGAGAUGAAAAUCAAGCAACUGGAUGCAUAUAAGGCUGAAUGUAAGGCACGUGGUAUUUGA
This is a messenger RNA of Alternaria triticimaculans, 1344 nucleotides long. RefSeq lists its product as uncharacterized. Gene Ontology annotation, biological process: protein phosphorylation. Lineage: Eukaryota; Fungi; Ascomycota; Dothideomycetes; Pleosporales; Pleosporaceae. The record is from RefSeq and is a predicted model, not a curated record. The transcript has a single exon. The coding region runs from base 1 to 1344 and encodes 447 amino acids. Gene Ontology annotation, molecular function: protein kinase activity; ATP binding.